This is a messenger RNA of Cajanus cajan (pigeon pea), 2020 nucleotides long. The record is from RefSeq and is a predicted model, not a curated record. Lineage: Eukaryota; Viridiplantae; Streptophyta; Magnoliopsida; Fabales; Fabaceae.
AUCCAAAACCCGAACGUGAAAAGGGCCUCCUAUAUAAACUCUCAUUCUUCUCUCACUUUACAAAACUCAGAACAUUCGCACACUACAAAAUACAAAAAUUUUCAGCUUCGUCGGUGCAGUUCCGUUUUCCCUUUUCUUCUUCUCCUUCUUGCCACCUUUCGCUUCCGAUAAAUGGUGCUGCGCGGUUCCGAGCAACAGAGAGGGGCCACUCCCAACCGAUCCAACUCGCUCCACAAUUUCCCCUUCUUGAAGUGGGGGAAUCAGCGCAAGAUGAGGUGCGCCACCGCCACCGCCACCGUCACCGCUGCCUGGGAUCACCGCUCUUCGGCGUCGAACUCCGACGAAUCAACGGCCACGUGGAGCAGGGAAUCCGGUGAAAAGCGGCGACACGGCGGCGACGGGGACGGGAUCGCGGUGGUGCGGCAGAGGCUGAUCCUCGAUCUGAAGACCGAAGCGGAUAGAAUGAAAGACGCGAUUCUACGAAGCGAAGAAGAAGCUGUGAGGCCGUGGAAUCUGAGGAAGAGAAGAGCCAAGGUUGAGGCUCCGGUGCCCGACGCGUUGAAGAUCGGCGACAAGAAGCGAAACCACUCGCCGCCGCAGCCGCAGCCGCAGCCGCCGAGACACGACGGCGCGUCCAAGUUGCCGCAACUGAGAAGCGGAUCCGACAAGACGGUAAAGGUCAAGUUCUCUUUCCAGCUAUCGAGGAAAGAGGUUGAGGAAGAUUUCGUGGCCAUCUUGGGCCACCGGCCUCCCCGGAGGCCCAAUAAGAGGCCCAAACUCGUGCAGAAGCAGUUGGAUACGCUUUUCCCUGGGCUGUGGUUGACGGAGGUUACGGCAGAUUCGUACAAGGUUAUUGAGAAUGGCAAGGUGCGUCACAAUGGGAAGCGGAAAGUUGACGCUGGAUUUUGAUUUUAUGGGUUUGUUGACUUUUGCAGUGACUAACAUGUGGGUUUCGCCUCUUGAAGGCUCAUAUUAGUUCAUUCUUUUGUUUAUAACAAUAAUAAUUCUCUUUCCAAUUGAAUUUCAACACUGUAAUUAGCUCACUAACCACUCUACUUAUGUAAUUCUGUGCCCUCGAGGACCUCAAAUAUCACGGUUAAACUCAACUCACAUUAUAUGAUGGAACUUGUUGAAAAUUUCUAGUGUAGUCUCUUAUUUUCUAGUUGGUAUUGUUAAAUGCAAACUUGCUUCACAUAUUCAAAUUCCUUGUCACUGUUCUUUUUUCAAUCACUAUUAUUAUUAUAUUACUACUUUACCGUAAAAUCCUAUUAAAUUCUCUGUUUCUUCAUAACUGGUAACGGUUUGAUUUCAUGCAAUGGGAACCCAGUUUGUUGAAUAAUAUAUUUUGUUGCAACUUGCAAGGGCUAUUGAUUGCUGAUGAACCUUGUAUAUGAUAGUAGUUCUUUGAUUUUUUUACCUAAAUUUCAGUUUAGUGUAUGGUUAUGUUUAUCUUGUAGUCCCAUCUUCAUUUUUAUUUAUUAGUUGAAAAUCUUAUAUGUGCAACUUUUGGCCCUGUGAUUCACAUGCUUAUGUUUAAGGGCAUUGGUUUUCCUAUUACUAUGUCAUGGUUAUUCAAACAAAUGAUUAGUGUGUUGGAAAUUUGAAUAUUCCUUUGCGGAGUUUAGUGUGGAGGUCAGAAAUGGUCCAUCAUUCACCAGUCUCGAAUGACUGGCUGUUUCCUGUGUGAAGAUUAUUAGUGUAAGUAGCGUUAUUUCUUUAUUGGGGAUUAGGUUGCAAAAAACACAUUCAACUGCAAAGUUGUGUUUAUGAAGAUGGCCACCAUGUUACAAAUACGAAUGAAAUAAUAUAUCUUUAAUAUAUGUUUUGCAUAAAAAGGCGUGUGCUUUCUCAUGUUUAUCAGUUGUAUGAUCAUAUAACUUUAAUAGCCAAAAAAUUGGAUGAAUUUCUAAUGUAACAAAGCCCUUGAUGCGAAAGGCGCCUGAAACUAGUGGAGUCUUGAUGACAAGCUGUACCAGGGAUACAACUAUAGCUGCGAAUUACAUGUAUCAAAAAUUAUGUC